AUGGCCUCAGCCCCAGCCAUCAGUGAACCAGCCCAAGCUUCAGCCCUAGGAGUCUGUGGACCAGUCCUGGUCUCAGCCUUCCACUGUCCCUGUGACUCUGCCUCGGAGCAGAGCGCUGUCUGUCACCAUUCCCUGCGAGAAGGGUACCAGGGAAGACUUCACUCCAUCCCUGUCUGCAACCCCAGCUCUUCAGCCAUGCUGCGUCUGACGCUCCUCUGCUUUCUCCUGGCUUGUGCUGUGUCUCUCAGCAGCUCUGUUGAAAUUCUAGAGAAUGGCAUUCCUCUCUUAUGGUCCCAAACGAUGGGCCAAGUGUCUGAGCUGCCCUCACAGGCUGGCAUCAUGACUCCUAGCCCCCUCAACCACCUCCAUCGCCUGAGUCUUAGCCGGCUGAUGAUCGACGCUACAAACCCGUUUAUGUUAACAAUGGGACCGGAUGCCUCGGCCAAUCCUCUUUGGGCUUUGGCACUGCAGCUAGUGUGGAUGCACACUUCAGGCCGUCUUGCAGACCCAACUGGUGCUACAUCCUGUGGCAAGCUACCCGGAGAUGUUAACUGUAUUGCUCCAGAGAGCUGGUGGGGCUGUGUAAAUUAUCACGUCUCUGUGCUGCCUUUCAUAUCUGCUACACAGAAUGGAUUCAUGGGAGAAGGAGCUCAGGUCCAGAUGAUGAUGCCUGAAGAUAAUACAGACUAUUGCACCACAUAUGCUGACUGUUCAGCUAGGCACCCUGAUGCCAUGGCUAAGUGGGAUGCCUUUUUCCAGGGUCUCAUCACAACAGGAGCUUCUGCUCUGUCUGACACAGAGAAAAAAGACGCUAUCCUGGGUCUUUUCUGGGAUGCUCAGAUGGCUUCAGUUCAAGCGUCUUCUGUAUGUGACAAUAGGAAAACGUUCUACUCCAGUAAAGAGGUGUCAUUUGCAAACAGCUGGCUGUACAUAUUUGAUUACCUUUCAGCUGUGUAUUUCCAGUCCAACUUGGAGGAUUCUGCAAAGUUCAUCACCUCUCUGCCCAGUCGAGUUUUGACUGAGGAAGACAACGCACCUAAAAUUCCUGACCUCAGUAAAGAGGAGAACCACUCUCUGUACAUCUUCUCCUGGCUGGAAAGCAUCAACAGUAUAAUGGGUGGGACGUUGGCACAGGCUUGGAAACGAGCCAUGUGCUCAGCAGAACUCCGAGAGAAAGGCAGAGACAUGAUGGUGCAGCUGGUGCUGAACCCCAGCUUCCCCACCACCUCUUUCAUGACCAUCAUCUCUGGGGCAGCUGCAUACUGCUGA
Cheilinus undulatus (humphead wrasse) is the source of this 1269-nucleotide messenger RNA. RefSeq names its product protein LEG1 homolog. Bases 1 to 1269 code for a protein of 422 amino acids. The transcript has 9 exons. Lineage: Eukaryota; Metazoa; Chordata; Actinopteri; Labriformes; Labridae. The record is from RefSeq and is a predicted model, not a curated record.